This is a messenger RNA of Xiphophorus hellerii (green swordtail), 1068 nucleotides long. It is a transcript of the gene blcap, whose product is annotated as bladder cancer associated protein. The transcript is spliced from 2 exons. Bases 285 to 548 code for a protein of 87 amino acids. Lineage: Eukaryota; Metazoa; Chordata; Actinopteri; Cyprinodontiformes; Poeciliidae. The record is from RefSeq and is a predicted model, not a curated record.
CAAGAGAAGAAGAAGGGGAAAAAAAACGAUGACGAGGAAGAAGAAGAAGAAGAAGAAGCCGUUGGCAGCUAGUUAGCCGUUGCUACAUACGCAGUCCAGCAGCCGUUAGAGUUAAAUACGAGACGUUUCCAUUUGCUGAGAAUGAACCCUACCGAUGUCAGGAAUGACCUGACGACAGAAACUUCCAGCAGCUUCGUCCUUCAUCCCGGUUCUGUUGGCUAGAACCGCCUCUUCAUCGCCCUCCGCUCUGACCUCUGACCCCGUACCUCCCCCCUGCGGUGACGAUGUACUGCCUCCAGUGGCUGCUGCCGGUGCUGCUGAUCCCGAAGCCGCUGAACCCGGCGCUGUGGUUCAACCACUCCAUGUUCAUGGGCUUCUACCUGCUCAGCUUCCUGCUGGAGAGGAAACCCUGCACCAUCUGCGCCCUCGUCUUCCUCGCCGCGCUCUUCCUCAUCUGCUACAGCUGCUGGGGGAACUGCUUCCUGUACCACUGCCAGGACGCCGCGCUGCCCGCCGCCGCACACGACCCCUCCAUCAUAGGGACCUAGGCGGCGGCGUCCCGCAGCAUGAUACUGCCACGCUGCAAGGAGGAGGAAGAGGAGGAAUCAAAGGGAUCCAGUGAAACUCUGCACACCAACCGGACAAUCACCGCCUGGAGUCACUUCCUGUCCAUCAGAUACAUGCUGAGCUUCCUCCGGGUUCCUCCACGGUUCACCUUUGACCCCGUUUAGUUUUUAUUUUUUUCUGUUCUUUCCUGUGCAUGGUUUGCUGGUUUCAAAACAUUCUCACAGACUUUAAUGAAUUUUGAACAAAAUGCUGAAACUUUCCAACAGAAAUCAAAACGCUGUGAGUUUUUUUGUUUCAUCCUGACGUGUGAAAGCGGAAACAGUCGGCCAUUUUUAUCAACCGUAAGCAAUACAGGAAGUGAGACCCUCACCUGCAGACGGCUCGUUUCUCCAGGUGUUUCACUGUUUGUUCCUGCGGGGAGAGAGAGUCGCCUGCUGCAGCGCAGAAUGUGCAACAGGAUCGUUUUAAUUUAAAUAAAGUUUCCUCUGUGUUCAACCUGGA